AUGAUUCGUGCCGAUCAUGUUUCCUACCGUGACUUCAUCCUGCAGCUGAACAAACAGGCAUCACGCUGCAACUAUGGUGAUCACCUGGAAGAACAAAUGUGUGGUCGCUUGGUGGCAAGCAUUAAUAAUCUGACUCUCCAACGAAAGUUGCUAGAGAAGAAAGAUUUAACUUUUGCCGAGGCCCGCAAGAUCUGUGAGCAACACGAUGACCUGACGAAAGCUACUUCCAGCGACGCAGUCACAUUAUUUCAACGGCAGAAGACACGACCGAACCGACCUCCAAUGGCCAAGUGUAUACCGAAGCCGCAGCAAAACUCUUCAGGCAACGAUAAACGUAUCAAUCCGUGUUUGUCAUACUGA
Messenger RNA from Echinostoma caproni, 360 nucleotides. The record is from the annotation of a GenBank genome assembly. NCBI's taxonomy places the organism in Eukaryota, Metazoa, Platyhelminthes, Trematoda, Plagiorchiida, Echinostomatidae.